UAGCUACAAGACACCGACAAAGCCGUAGUCAGAGUAGUUUUUGAAUUUGCUCAGACUCGCCUGAAUUUGACUCCGACAAAUGGAUUGUUGUACGACAUAAUUUAAAGUGCGCACGGAGGUUUCCUGGAUAUAAACAAUCCAACAGAAGCUACAUGACACUGACAUGAGUGGCACAACUCAGAGGAAAAAACGGGUUGGUGAUGCUUGCUCAAGACCUGGGUCCAAGAGGAGUAGACGCAACACCGACAGCAUGACAUCUGAAGAACCUUCAGAGACAAUUGAUGUUGAGAAUGACCGACUUCGUGGUGAAGAGGUCGUGGACCUAACCAGCGAAACCCCUGAAACAUCGGUGGUUGACCUCACAAAUGCUGACUGUGUGGUGCUGGUGGAUGAAGGUCCACGGAGCCAUCACAGCAUAGCCACUGAAGGCUAUGUUUUAAUCAGUGAUGAAGAAGAGACCCCAGUCACCACUACAUCUCUCCGAGCGAACUCUAGAUUAAGGUCUACAACAGGUGAAGUGAGUUGUCAGGUAUGCUUCAGUACAUAUGCUGAGAUUGUGCAGAGGGGCAGAGGAAUGGUGUCUACUCUGUGUGGUCACAUGUUCUGUAAGGAAUGCCUGUGUGAAUCCCUUGACCGGACCCACGCCUGCCCAAAGUGCCAAACCAAGCUGACACGCAAACAGUACCAUCCCAUCUAUUUCUGACUUGUGUAAGAGGAGGAGGAGGAUGUGCAUAUAUCUGUAAAUAUGUUUUACCCCACACUUGCCACCACAACACACACACACACACAUGCACAAAACCAGGAAGCAAUACCUUGUCUGGAGGAAAGAAAGUCACUAUAAUUGGUCAUCUUGUCUUUUCCUUUAGUAGGCAAGUUUGAAAACCCAGCUGGUGUGCGUGGCUUGUGCAUUUGCUUUUUCAGAACACACCAUGUGUUGUUCUGUGUGUUGUUAAUUGUUUUGCAUUUCUGUGAUUAUUUUUGUGUUUAUUUAUAUUUGAUGAUUUCUAUUAAAAAAUUAAAUAUAGUUGUAUUAAUGAAAAACAUACAUGAGAAUUAAACAUUCUUAAAAUUCA
Sardina pilchardus (European sardine) is the source of this 1073-nucleotide messenger RNA. RefSeq names its product E3 ubiquitin-protein ligase RNF4-like. The transcript has 8 exons. Gene Ontology annotation, biological process: positive regulation of transcription by RNA polymerase II. The record is from RefSeq and is a predicted model, not a curated record. Gene Ontology annotation, molecular function: transcription factor binding. Lineage: Eukaryota; Metazoa; Chordata; Actinopteri; Clupeiformes; Clupeidae. The coding region runs from base 164 to 703 and encodes 179 amino acids.